AUGUCUAGAGACAACAUUAAGAUACGAGUGAUACAACCAGAAGACAGUGUAGAAGUGGUUAAAUUUGUUGUGGAACAUUUCUAUCGCGAUGAACCCCUAUGUUCAAUCGAACCCAAGAUAGUGGCCUCCCAAACAGAUAUAGAUGACAUUUUGGAAUGUAUUAAAGCGGGCUCGAGUAUUAUGGCAACACGGGAAGUGGCAGACAGCAAAGAAGAAUUGUUGGCCGUUAAUAUAGCGGCACCUAAAGAUGCCACCUGCAUAGAGAAAUACUUCAAGACGGCCGAAAAGGAGGGCAAUACAAAAUAUGGACAAAUUUUGAAAUUACUGGCCAUUGCUAAUCGUAAGGCCGACAUAUUCCAGCGCUAUCAAGUGACUAAAAUUUUCUACUCCUUCAUCACCUGUGUAAAACCCACAGCUAGAGGCUGUAAUUUGGGUAAACGUUUAAAACUGGAGAUAAUGGCUUUGGGCAAAAGUUUGGGUUAUGAGGUGUUGGCAGCCGAUUGCACUAGUUUCUAUUCGGCCAUUGUUUGUGAACGUUUGGGCAUGGAUCGGGUGUAUUUUAUAGCUUAUCAAGAUUAUGUAGAUGAGAAUAAUAGACCCAUAUUUUGUCCACCCUUACCGCAUGUGGGUUUGAGUUCAUUUGCAAUACGUUUAUGA
Calliphora vicina (urban bluebottle blowfly) is the source of this 657-nucleotide messenger RNA. RefSeq names its product arylalkylamine N-acetyltransferase 1-like. Gene Ontology annotation, molecular function: N-acetyltransferase activity. The transcript has a single exon. Bases 1 to 657 code for a protein of 218 amino acids. Lineage: Eukaryota; Metazoa; Arthropoda; Insecta; Diptera; Calliphoridae. The record is from RefSeq and is a predicted model, not a curated record.